Puntigrus tetrazona (Sumatra barb) is the source of this 471-nucleotide messenger RNA. RefSeq names its product transmembrane protein 238-like. Lineage: Eukaryota; Metazoa; Chordata; Actinopteri; Cypriniformes; Cyprinidae. The record is from RefSeq and is a predicted model, not a curated record. The coding region runs from base 1 to 471 and encodes 156 amino acids. The transcript has a single exon.
AUGGAGAUAAAGCAUCCAGGAGUUGGUCGUUGUAAAUGUGCGUUUUGGUUUGCUGUUUUUCAUGACAUUUUUGGACUUUUUGUCCUCCUGGUUGGUGUGUUUUGGGACAUCUUUUUCCAUGACUUUUUAAUUUACGCCGGGGCUGUGAUUAUUUUCCUGAGUCUGAUCUGGUGGGUGUUUUGGUACGCUGGUAACAUUGAAGUGCCUCCUGAAGAGCUGGAGGACGACAUUGCUCAAUACAAACGCGCUAAAGGAAUUUCAGGCGUUAUGCGUAAAGUCUCCAGCAGUCUUUCCAAUGGAUUGAGGAAUUCCUUCAGGAGAAGUGGAAGAAUCAACGCUCAGGCUGAAGGCUCUCAGCCAAACAGCACGGCCAGGGCAGAUCGACCUGUUGCUAUUGCCAUGAGCUCCUAUCUGAAUACACCACCUCCUGGAACGACCAACCAUCUGAACCGAGAUCCUUUAGUGAUAUAA